AUGGAUAAGCUCUUGGAGGAAGAAUUCAUCAGUACUGUCUUAUGGGAAGAAAAAUCACUCCCCAAAGAUGCCAAGUCUGUUAUGGAUACCCUUAUCUUACAGACUGAUUUCACUCUAGCAUCUCUCAGCAAAAUUUUCUAUUUCAAGUCUGGGCAAGGAGGGAAGAGGGUUAAGAGUGGGUCUAUCUUUCAACCUGCUGCAUGCCAUGGCACAAAUGCAGAAUGGCUGUUCGAUGACAGGAAUGUCCAGCCUAAGUUGUUGGUAGACUCCAGAAAACAGAAGAAGAAGGUGCAGAUGAGCAUGGUGUUGGCCACAUUGACCAAUACAGAAGUGGAGAUAUUGGAUUUGUCUUUCACAAUGCCUGAAACCGACAAGAGCUUUGGUGCCAAAGGAUAUGACAACAAGCACCCCAACAAGCAGCCUCAGGCAUCAGUGACAACAGAGGGCAAGUGGACCCUCCUCUUCAACAUCUUGCAAGCUGCCAUGCACAUGAUGUACAAGAAAAUUUUCCCUAAUCCCUCAGCUGCAUUCCCCUUUUGUGCCAUGAACAUUAUUGGUGGCCUGCUGAUGCAUAUUUGGUCCUCCCAAUUCUGUAAUACUCCUGUCCUGGAUGACACCAAUGCGCAGAAGCCAGAUGUUAUUCUGGUGGAUUGCAAUCUACACAACGUCUCAUUAUGA
Messenger RNA from Suillus subaureus, 678 nucleotides. RefSeq lists its product as uncharacterized. NCBI's taxonomy places the organism in Eukaryota, Fungi, Basidiomycota, Agaricomycetes, Boletales, Suillaceae. The coding region runs from base 1 to 678 and encodes 225 amino acids. The record is from RefSeq and is a predicted model, not a curated record. The transcript is spliced from 2 exons.